Hibiscus syriacus is the source of this 2762-nucleotide messenger RNA. RefSeq lists its product as uncharacterized. NCBI's taxonomy places the organism in Eukaryota, Viridiplantae, Streptophyta, Magnoliopsida, Malvales, Malvaceae. Gene Ontology annotation, cellular component: nucleus. The record is from RefSeq and is a predicted model, not a curated record. Gene Ontology annotation, biological process: mitotic DNA damage checkpoint signaling; protein phosphorylation. Gene Ontology annotation, molecular function: ATP binding; protein serine/threonine kinase activity. Bases 1 to 2697 code for a protein of 898 amino acids. The transcript is spliced from 15 exons.
AUGAAAAGUAACUCGGACCAACUCACCGAGCCAUUAAGCCUCUCAGCCACCGAGUCUCAAAAGGCCUGGUAUAUUUUUUCUCUGAUAGUCUCGAUCGGUAAGCCCACCCCUCUCCCGGACCUCGCUUCCCGGUGCACUCUCUUUUCGACAAGCCCCGCUAUUAUAUCCUCGCUUUGUUCCAUCUCAAACUCUCCGAUUACACUCUCGAACGACAAACAUCUCGUUGCUAUCUCUUCGAUUGGCCUUUCGUAUUUCGCCGCUUACUUAGCUCGAAACUACACUGUUGCCGAUGCUUUCACUUCGCUGCCGAAUCGGUUCGGUAGUUCCCCGAAUAUAUGGCUUCGCAAGAGGAAUCGAUAUGCUGCGAAUUUUUCUGAGGAUGACGAGGAAAAGAAGUUGAUUCCCUCGGUUAAGAGAAUCCGGAAUUAUUGUACGAAGGUGUGCUAUUAUUUAACUGAUGAUAUCGGUAGAAUGAGUAGUCCUAUGGUCUUGGUAAAGAACACUGAGCUGAACUCCUGUUUGGUAGCUGAAUCUAGUGCUAGACAAUUAAGCUGUAAAGUGGAGGGCAUUGAAAAAGUAGAAAGCAAGGUGCACGGGCAAGACUAUAUGCUAGGAAAUGUCGGUAAAGAAUUAGUUGCCAGUGAGCCAAUUGUAGAACCGAUGUUUCUGAAUAGAGAACCAGUUCGUGACAUAGAAACCACGGCUGUUAAACACAAUGGUACAGACUCUCCAGAGUUUUCUGAGAAGAACAAUAUGUCAGUGGAAUUGGGUGGAAAAUUUUAUGCGGAUUUUACCGCCACAAGUUUUAGAAUUGCAGACAAUGAAAUGGUUAUGGAGGAUGGUAAGAAAGAGGAUAAACUUGACUUGACAAGUAGAAGACAAGUAGUUGAAGAUCUUUCUGCUCCCUUUAACAUUAAUCUUUCCGUUAUGCAUUCUGAUACUGAAGAGCCAGAUCCUUCUGCAAAAGCAAAGACUAAUCAGAGGCAUGUGGUACCUCCAGUAUUGCAGACUCCCAACAAGUCUUUAGGGGAUACCAAAGUUGUCUGUACUUACAAAAGGAGGAGGCAUGGUGUAAAAGAUAUUGUAUCAGUCCGUACUGUGCAGAAAUCAAUUCAGAACCCUAAGGAUAUAUCCGUUAAAGAGAGAAAGGGAAACUCUACAUUCAUUUCUUUUCAAGACCAGGCGAAGCCAAAAGUAUUACCUGAGUUUGAAUCUUAUAUUGUAGAAGAGGAAGAAGGGUCAGGUGGUUAUGGCACUGUGUAUAGGGCUCGAAGGAAGAAUGACGGGGCUUUAGUUGCCCUUAAAUGUCCUCAUGCCAAUGCUCAUAAGAACUAUGUUAACAAUGAGAUGAACAUGCUGGAGCGUUUUGGGGGCAGAAACUUUAUAAUACGAUAUGAAGGAUGCAUUAGGAGUGAGAAUUCUGAUUGCUUUGUUCUGCAGUAUGUUGAGCAUGAUAGACCUGAGGUGCUGAAAAAAGAGAUUGAUGUUUUUCAGUUAAAGUGGUAUGCUUUUUGCUUGUUCAAGGCUCUUGCAAAUCUUCAUAAACAGGGAGUAAUUCAUAGAGAUGUUAAACCAGGAAACUUUCUUUUCUCUCGUAAGACCAACAAAGGUUAUCUUAUUGAUUUCAAUCUUGCAAUGGAAAUGCAGCAAAAGUACAGUAGUACAGACAAAUCAAAGUUGGGAUAUGAUGUAAGUUAUCAUCGUAAUAACGUGCCUGCCAAAGCCAUUCAUCUGACAGAUAGCAGCAAAUCUUUAAAGAUCAAAUCAAGGGAGGAAAUCAAUGUUGAGGCAACAAAAGGCUCCAGGUUAACUUUAGAGCCUAAGAACAUGAGGAAGACAACAGUCCAAAGAAAGGCUCCUCACAAUGACUUGAGCAGUUGGAAUAAAAUAAACAGUCAGGGUGCAGAAGGUUCGGGCAUUACCUCAGCAAAGGAUGCGAGUGCAAGGACUCCUUCAGCAGAAAGACUCAGAGAACCUUUGCCAUGCCAUGGUAGGAAAGAACUCAUCAGCCUGGCACAGGAAGCAAUGCAGACCCCAAAACCUGGAGUGUCUCAUGUUCCUGCUCCCAUGAGAAAACGAGUUGCUGCUUCUUCUGGAAUAAUGAAUAGACAGGUUCUCCAUCCUACUCCAAUGCCUUUGAACUCAACUAGCCUUGCGAUAUCUGGAGUUGGGUUAUCCAAGAACAAGAGGGAAGGAAAGCAUAAGAGAGAAGGUCCUUGUGCUGGAACAAAAGGCUUCCGAGCUCCAGAGGUCUUAUUCAGAUCUCAACAUCAAGGUCCAAAGAUUGAUGUCUGGUCUGCUGGGGUCACACUACUCUACCUAAUGAUCGGGAAAUCACCCUUCAUCGGUGAUCCUGAACAGAAUAUUAAGGAUAUUGCAAAAUUGAGAGGCAGUGAAGAUCUUUGGGAAGUAGCCAAGUUACAUAAUCGUGAAUCCUCUUUUCCUGAGGAGCUUUAUGGCAAGCAGUCUUUAACAUCCAUGAACUUAAGAGAGUGGUGUCAAAUGAAUACGAAGAGACGAGUCUUCCAUUCGGAGAUACCGGACUCUCUUUAUGAUCUCGUAGACAAGUGCUUAACGGUGAACCCGAGGUUAAGGAUUACAGCAGAGGAUGGUCUUAAGCAUGAAUUCUUGGCUUCAAUACAUGAAAACCUAAGGAAGCAAAGGGCGUUCAAGCAAGGGAAUCAGCCUGGACCAUGAGACAUCCAACGAUCUUUUGCUGGGAGAAAGGAUCACUAACUCAAUAACUCCAUUUUUUGAAGGUU